This is a messenger RNA of Prorocentrum cordatum, 1026 nucleotides long. The record is from the annotation of a GenBank genome assembly. NCBI's taxonomy places the organism in Eukaryota, Dinophyceae, Prorocentrales, Prorocentraceae.
UUCGGCUCAAGAGUUCUCUUUCCCCUGCCGUUUCCUACUCCUCGUUCCCUCCGCCUCUUCCUUUUCCCCUCUCCCUUCCCUCUCGUCUCCCUAUUGCUUCGCGGCGAUGGCGGGCGACGCUCCUAGCCCGAGGCCGUGCAGCUUCCAGGUGCAGUCGGACCGCUCCGCCUCCGACCUGGAGGCCUUCGAGUGGAACCCGUCGAUGGACCUGCUGGCAUGUCUGACGACGCCGCCAGAUUCGAGCAUGGUUGUCUACCGCCUCCUCUCCGAGGACCAGAGCCCAAAGCUACUGUCGGAGAAGAUCACUGGCAUCGGUUCCGCCCUGGCGUGGAGUCCGUGCGGCCGAAGGAUCGCCGUCGGGGACUGCCUGGGCGGGGUGUCCAUUUACGACGGCGAAUCGGGGGCCGUGCUCCGCUCAUCCCGGCUGCACACGCGGCCCGUCGUGGCCCUGUCCUGGGUCAGCGCGGAGACCGCAGGCGGCCAGGCCGCGGUGCCUUCCUGGCCGCUGGCGCUGCCGCCGCUGCUUCCGGUGCCAAGCGCUCCGAGCAACAUGUACGCGUGUGCUUUGGAUGCCGAUCCUGAGCUGGACGACGGCGGCGGCGCCUUCACGCUUUUGGCCUCCGUGGACGACUCUGGCCUGGCGGUGGUGAGCGCAGGCGGUACCCUCGCGCUGCAGGCCGUGCCGCUGUUCCCGGAGCAGGCGGCAGUGCCGUCGCCGGUGCGGCUGGGCUGCCAGAGCCCGGCAUCGCCGGCGCCCCUGUCGCCCGCGGCCGCGCUGAGCGCUGCCGGCGUGAGCAACGGCGAGCGGCCUGCGCGGGGCAGCCGGCGCCCCCGAGCCUGCCGCCUGUCGCCAGACCUGCGAUGCCUCGCGGUCCUCCUGGGGCCGCCGGCAACGUCUUCGUCCUCGGCGCCACGGUCGCCCCUCUCAGAGCUGCCCGUCGCCCAGCAGUCCUCGCCCGGCGGCACGUGCCUGUCCUCCCAGGUGUCUGGAUGCGGUAACGCUGCUCCCUGGGCGGCCAGUGCUGG